AAUGCAAAAAGAGAGAAAGAGAGAGGGAGAACAUGGGGGAGAGAGAGGAGGGAAAGUACUAGUCUGGGAUAAGGGAACAGAGAAAGAAUCAGGAGGAAUGGGGGUCAGAUAGCAGUAAGGACUUCCCAGCACCUAAACAGAGUGACACAAAUAUCCACCAUCGCCAUGCCACCAUUCCCUUCAGCAGCACAGCUUCUAGGGGUGGGACAAUUGACUGAGGGCUUUCCAUGACGUGAGUCUUCUGCUGGCGCUUAGGCUGUGGGUAAGGUGACAUUUCCUGCCUCUGGGGGCUGGAGCAAGAGAAGAGAUGAGUCGCUGAGUGCACAGACCCUUCCAGAGCUCAUAGACACACCCUGCUCUGGGGUCCCUUUAUAAGCUGUCCCCAUGGAGUUCCCCCUGACCCAGAUAUGCCCCCAAGGGAGUCACAAAGCCCCCACCCCGACCUUCAGCACCUUCCAGCCCAUGAACUUGACCCGCAGGAGCUACCAAGACCUGGGCUUGCUCUCUGGGCCCAGACUCCAGGCCCUGAGGGCUGAGGAGGCCCAGCCCAACCCUGUGGCCCCAGAGAGCCCCUCUGCGAACUCUUCCCCUAUCCAAGUAUCUCCCCAGGCCCCUAGCGCUGCCCACAUUCCAGGGAAUGCUGAGGAGGUGCCUGGGGAAGGAAGCCUGACCCUGAAGGCUGAGACCCGGACUUGGUUCCAGAAGACCCAGGCCCACUGGCUCCUACAGCAUGGGGCAGCCCCUGCCUGGUUCCAUGGCUUCAUCACACGGAGGGAAGCUGAGAGGCUACUGGAGCCCCAGCCUCAGGGAUGCUACUUGGUACGGUUCAGCGAGAGCGCGGUGGCCUUCGUGCUGACCUACAGGAGCCGGACUUGCUGCCGCCACUUCCUGUUGGCCCAGCUCACCGAUGGGCGCCACGUGGUGCUGGGCGAGGACAGCGCCCACCCGCGGCUGCAGGGCCUGCUGCAGCACUACUCGGCGCACCCACUCAGCCCCUAUGGGGAGACGCUCGCCGCGCCGCUAGCCCGUCAGCAGACUCCAGAGCCCAUAGGACUUUUCCUGAGGACUGAAGAACCAGAUUCUGGAAGCAAAAGUUGGGACCCAAACCCUCAGUACAGCCCAAUCAUCAGAAAGGGGCAGGCCCCAGCCUCAAUACAAAAAGAGAGGAGCUCAGAACCAAAGGAGCCCUCCCAGCCACCCAGGCCCAGGCCUCCCAUCCCCACCAAACCUCAGCUGCCCCCGGAAGCCUACGCAAGUCCCUCUCUUCGACCCCGCCUGGCCACACCCCUCAAGCCCACCAACCCUAUCUAUCAUGAGCCUGAUGAACCCAUCGCCUUCUAUGCCAUGGGCCGGGGCAGCCCCGGGGAGGCCCCCAGCAACAUCUAUGCCGAGGUAGAAGGUGAAGGCCCGCUGUCCCCACCCAUGCUGCAGAAGUGCCCGUCCAGGCCUGUCCCAGGAGGCCAGAGUUCAGGUGGACCACAGCUGUAUUCUGAGAACUCUGUGGCUAGACAAGGGCCUUCCCUGCCCCACAAGCUUCCAUCCACCUUGAGACACACCCUUCCCCACAAUCUUUCAAGAUAGAUGCUUCUGGACAAAGGACAGGCGUGGCUCCCUCUUGGGCCUCCCCAGUAGCCGGUGAGUCUGAGCUGGGGGAGAAUAAUUUAAAACAUCUGGUCCAAAGACCUUCACACACACUGGGCACCCUUCUCAGGAAAUAAGGAUGGAACAAACCAUAGGUGAGCAAAGCUGGAAGGGACCCCAGCCAUCAUCAACUGCAAGGAUGGCAAAGAGGCGUCAUCUUGUGUGCCAACAUCAAUCCAUUGGUCGUGGCUGCCUAGAUCACUGCAUUGUAAAGGAUAUUAAGGACAUAUCUGAACUCAGCAGAAAAUAGCACCGUGAUUGAUUAGUGAUGUCUGCCAUGGGUGAGGGAUGGGGGGUGAGCAGCACUUCAUUUGCCCUUACUGAUCAAGUCCAGUUCCCUCACUGUACAGAUAAGGAAGAAAAGCCAGAGGGGGACAGUGACUUAGUUAAGAUCAAGGACUAGAACACAGGCUUCCUGAUUACUGUGUAGUCCCUUACCCCUGUCCCUUACCCAAAACCCACAAGUUCUUCUCCACAGAAAACAUCAAAGAUCCCCUCAGAUAGAAAAUGUAGCUGCUUUCCAGAGUGCUUGCUGCCCAUGGGAACCCAGGUGCCAGAUGCUAGCUUAACCCUGGCCCCUGACAGGUCCAGUCCCCCUCAAAGAAGCCUGGAGGUCAAAGGAUCAAAUGUGGGGUCCAUUUCCCCUUAAGAACAUGCCACCUGGCUCCCUCCCAAGGGUCUCCAGGAAUCCAGUGGCUCAGAGCUUGGCUAUGCUCUAAGAUAAGAGCAAGCAUCCCGGGAGGGUGCUGCCAGCCACUGCUGCCCUGGUUUCUCCUUCUGGAGUCUAAUUUCCUUGGCCCUCUAAGCCUUUGAGUCUGGGCCCUGGUCCAACCCUGCUGUUGUCUGAGGAAUGGUCUGGUGAGAACAGAUGUUAGAACUUGUUUGUUGAUUCUUGUCUGGCUAAUAAAACAUCACCAACUGCCUCCCCCCAUGGGACCUAAGUCUUCCCAGUUCGUUCUGUCUCUGACCUUCUCUCCCUCAGAUCAUGGAAGACAAGUGAACUGCCAUUUCAGUAGGGAUAGAGGGGCUGGGCACUGACAGACGCUUGGGCAAGGGUCACAGGUCUGUCAGCGGAGGGCUUAGAGGCACCAAGGCAGGGGACACAGACCUCUCUAAAGUACUCCUUCUCUUGAAGGAGGCAACCAGGGCAGAGUGGUGGCCCCACAGCCUGAGGGUCCCAGUAAAGAAAGAGAGGCAGGGUAGGGAGGGAUGUGGUGGAGGGGCAGCCCCUACUCCUCCUCCCCAAC
Nycticebus coucang (slow loris) is the source of this 2888-nucleotide messenger RNA. RefSeq names its product SH2 domain containing 2A (gene SH2D2A). The record is from RefSeq and is a predicted model, not a curated record. The coding region runs from base 385 to 1581 and encodes 398 amino acids. The transcript has 8 exons. Lineage: Eukaryota; Metazoa; Chordata; Mammalia; Primates; Lorisidae. Gene Ontology annotation, cellular component: cytoplasm.